AUGUUUCCUUUCUUGAGCUUCAAUAUAAACGGACUCAAUCCGACCGCCCAUUACAACGUGUUCGUAGAGGUGGUGCUGGCGGACCCCAACCACUGGCGCUUCCAGGGGGGCAAGUGGGUGACCUGUGGCAAAGCCGACAAUAACAUGCAGGGCAACAAAAUGUAUGUUCACCCAGAGUCUCCGAAUACUGGCUCGCACUGGAUGAGACAGGAGAUUUCUUUUGGGAAAUUAAAACUCACCAAUAACAAAGGCGCAAAUAACAACAAUACUCAGAUGAUCGUGUUACAGUCUUUGCACAAAUACCAACCACGACUGCACAUUGUGGAAGUCUCAGAGGAUGGUGUGGAGGAUUUAAACGAGCCCUCAAAGACCCAGACCUUUACCUUCCCGGAAACGCAGUUCAUCGCUGUGACUGCCUACCAAAACACCGACAUUACGCAACUAAAAAUUGACCAUAAUCCCUUUGCCAAAGGCUUCAGGGACAACUAUGAUUCCAUGUACACCGCUUCAGAAAAUGACAGGUUAACUCCAUCUCCCACGGAUUCUCCUAGAUCCCAUCAGAUUGUCCCCGGAGGUCGGUACGGCGUUCAGUCCUUCUUCCCGGAGCCCUUUGUCAACACUUUACCUCAAGCCCGAUAUUAUAAUGGCGAGAGAACCGUGCCACAGACCAAUGGCCUCCUUUCACCCCAACAGAGCGAAGAGGUGGCCAACCCUCCCCAGCGGUGGCUUGUCACGCCUGUGCAGCAACCUGGGACCAACAAACUAGACAUCAGUUCCUAUGAGUCCGAAUAUACCUCUAGCACCUUGCUCCCAUAUGGUAUUAAAUCCUUGCCCCUCCAGACAUCCCAUGCCCUGGGGUAUUACCCGGACCCCACUUUCCCUGCUAUGGCAGGGUGGGGAGGUCGAGGUUCUUAUCAGAGGAAGAUGGCGGCUGGACUACCAUGGACCUCCAGAACCAGCCCCCCUGUUUUCCCUGAAGAUCCACUCUCUAAGGAUAAAGUCAAAGAAGAAAUAAGCUCUUCUUGGAUAGAGACGCCUCCUUCCAUCAAGUCCCUAGAUUCUAAUGAUUCCGGGGUAUACACCAGUGCUUGUAAGCGAAGGCGGCUGUCUCCUAGCACCUCCAGUAAUGAAAAUUCCCCCUCCAUAAAGUGUGAGGACCUUAAUGCCGAAGAAUACAGUAAAGACACUUCCAAAGGCAUGGGGGGAUAUUACGCUUUUUACACAACUCCCUAAAGAAUUAUUUUAACCUCGUUAAAGUCAGCUAACUUUUUGCAGAUGGACUUGGUGUGUGGUUUUUUGUUGUUGUUGUUGUUGUUGUCUUCUUUGUCUAGGUUGCCAAAAAAGACGUUUUGCCUCCCACCUUGAUGCAUCCCCGUUUUGUGCAAUUCUCUAAAGAAGGUGCCAAAGCUUUUUGAUUGCUGCAGGUAACUGAAACAAACCUAGCAUAUUUUCCCCUCUUUUAAAAAAUGAAGUUAAUGUAGGGCUUUAAAAUUUUGAAGGUUAUCUGAGGUUUGGGGUUUAUUGAUUGGAAACACCAAACAGUGAAUUGGGCUAUGAAGAUCAGGGGCGAGCACUAUCAAAUGAGUUGGAAACUUCCCUUCUCAUUUCUAUUUGCAAACCUUUAAGUCAAGAGAAGCCCAGAAUGCUAAGGAGAUUCACUUUUGGAAGAGGAGGGCUGGACCUUACAUUUUAACAGGGGGCUUUUUUGCUGUUACCUUCUGCUAGGGACAAAAGAUAUUAGGCCUGGGAGGGAAGAAGAAAAAAACAGCAAAAACAUUCAUGAAGUGCUGGUUGUACCUGACUUUGAUUCCUCCCAGGCUUCUAGAACAAGCCAUGUUUGCCUAGUUUGGAAUUGUCUCCUUGAGAGAAGGGAGGCCUCUGCUGUGUGCUGAGGUGGCCCAGAGCACUCAGGAGAGGGUAAAGAAGGGACUAGCCAAAAAGAGAGAAUGUAAACUUGUACAGUUGUGUGUGUUUAGAUACACUGUAGAAUAAUGUGGAAUAUAUUGUACAAAUAGUCUGCGUAGGUAUCCAAGAUUAUGUAACAUUGGUGCUUUGGCUUUGUAAAGAAUUUGCAAUCCACUAACAACAGCUGCGGCGGGGCAGGAAGAUCAUUUCUCUCAUCAUCCCCAUACCUGGGAAUGUUCUGUUUACUUCUUAGGUAGUUAAGAAUGUAUUCAGCGACCCUGUACUAACUUGAAAUGUGUUGAAGAGAACCCCUACUUCCUCUUUUCUUGGCCUCUUCCUAUUCCUCGCCAUCUUGGCAAUGUGAAGAAAUGAAAACCCGAUGCCACAGCUCCUAUAGGCUUUUUAGUGAUCUUGGAUUUUUAUGUACAGUCUUUAGUCAUUUUUAAUAAAUGUGGUUCAACGCGG
Messenger RNA from Echinops telfairi (small Madagascar hedgehog), 2370 nucleotides. It is a transcript of the gene EOMES, whose product is annotated as eomesodermin. NCBI's taxonomy places the organism in Eukaryota, Metazoa, Chordata, Mammalia, Afrosoricida, Tenrecidae. Gene Ontology annotation, biological process: endodermal cell fate specification; mesoderm formation; regulation of transcription by RNA polymerase II. The record is from RefSeq and is a predicted model, not a curated record. Gene Ontology annotation, molecular function: DNA-binding transcription factor activity, RNA polymerase II-specific; RNA polymerase II cis-regulatory region sequence-specific DNA binding. Gene Ontology annotation, cellular component: nucleus. The coding region runs from base 1 to 1233 and encodes 410 amino acids. The transcript has 5 exons.